Messenger RNA from Effrenium voratum, 1402 nucleotides. The record is from the annotation of a GenBank genome assembly. Lineage: Eukaryota; Dinophyceae; Suessiales; Symbiodiniaceae.
AUUCUCUCAGCUCGCCCGAGCAGCAGCUCCUGGCGCCUCGCGCCUCUCGCGCCGCGCCGGGUCCAAGCUCCAAACCUCGUCAUGGCGGAGCUGCAGGCGCUGCUGGCGCGGCUGCGGCUGGAGAAGUUCGGGGCAGCGCUGGGGGAGCUCGGGGUGGAGAGCCCUGCGGACCUCAGCUACCUGCAGGACUCGGACCUAGAGAAGCUGGGGCUGCCGCUGGUGCCGCGCCGCAAGCUGCUGGAGGCGGCCGGCGGCCAAUGGCGCGACAAGGCGCCGGAGUUCGCGCCCACGCCAGCGCCGGCGCUGAUGCCACCGCAGGCCCUUCUCAAGGCGGCUCCUGCCCCCGCGCCCGCGCCCGCGCCCGCGCCGGCGGCAAUGCCGGCCUUGCCGCCAAAGGCCGAGGCGCCUGAGCUGCUUGAAGAGGAAGGAGAGGAGCUGUCGGCGGAGGCGAAGGAGGAGCUCGAGCAGCUCAUCCGGGACAUCAGGAGUAUCCGCGAAGACUUUGCCACCGUGAACUGCCUGGACCUGGCCUCCAGGGGAAAGCUGGCGAACCUGGCGCCCAAGGUGGCGCUGCGCGCCAUGGGCCUCCUGGGCACCGGGAACUCCUUCUACAUGGAGGGCAUCCGGAAGCCGGGGGCGGCGCUGGCGGCGCGGAGCCGCGCGGUGUCGCAGAAGGCGCAGGGCCAGGCGCCGUACCAGGACUGGGUGAAGCUCCUGGAGAGUUUCAUGGCCGCGAACAAGCUGUCGGAGUCCACGCAGGAGGCGCUGGAGGCGUUGAGCCGCAACCAGGCGCUGCGGGUCAUGGGCUUCACCUCGCAGCUCCGGUUCUUGGCGGGCCCCGUGUACCGCGGGGAGGCGGAGCUAGAGGUGCGGACACGCAUCUGGGCGGUGCUCUCCGACGCGCCCAUGGACCCCGUGCUGCCCCGAGUCAAAGGCGAGGAGAAGAGCGACCGCAGCCGGAGUCCUCGCAGGACGCCGGAGCAAGUCCCCCACUGGCAGCGCCACGUGGAGACCUUCAUUGAGCUGAACGCCCUGGACGAGCGCACGGCCGCGCUGCUGCGGGAGUCUCCAGCGCACCAGGCGCUGCAGGUGACCGGGUUGGUGGGCACCGAGAACUCCUUCCUGAUCCGAGGCGUGCGCCAGACCUCCGCGGCGGUGGUGAACCGACUCCGCAAGGCGCAGGAGAUGAGCUGCGGCCGGGAGCCCUUCUCGCAGCUGGCCAAGCUCAUGGAGGACUUCGUCAACGUGAACCGCCUGGAGAGCCACGUGGCCGAUCGCUUCCGAGGCCUACCUCGGCAGCAGGCGCUCGAGGUGAUGGGUUUCGGCAAAGACGCGGCAGAUUUUAUCAUCAAGGGGGACCCCACGGGCGAGGUGCUGCGGCGCUUGGACGAGAAGUGAGAGA